Molecule: messenger RNA, 1907 nt
Organism: Anneissia japonica
Lineage: Eukaryota; Metazoa; Echinodermata; Crinoidea; Comatulida; Comatulidae
Product: potassium channel subfamily K member 9-like
Exons: 2
Coding region: 121-1365 (414 amino acids)
Biological process (GO): potassium ion transmembrane transport; stabilization of membrane potential
Cellular component (GO): membrane
Molecular function (GO): potassium ion leak channel activity
Source: RefSeq, a predicted model, not a curated record
UGAAUAUGAAUUUAUGCAUAAGAAGUAUUCAGGCCUCAGAAAUAGAACAUUUCUUAGGCUACGUGAACUUGUAUUACGAAGACGUCUGUUUGAGGCGCAUAUUUUUUUUAGUACUUAAAAAUGAGUAUCAACUCAAGUCAACAACUGAAACCAUCUGUGGAAGACGGAGCAAAAGGUCCUUCAAUUGAAAAAGAUGAAGACAGUACCAUUUCUACUGGUCUACACAAGGCCAAAUCCAUGGCUAGUUAUAUGAGCAAAAAGGCAGACCCACGAUAUUGGGUGCCUCGACUAUUUAUUCGUCUUGGUGGCUUUUUCGUCUUAAGUGGGUACAUCCUUUCUGGAGCGUUUCUCAUGCAGUACCUUGAAAGUGAACACGAGCAAAAGGAAAUAAGUGAAAUACUGAAAGCAAGAGAUGAACUUUUGGGAAGACUUUGGAACGACUCGAGACCAGAAAAUACUACAUACGGAGAGUGGAUAGGUCCGGCAUCAGAAGAAAUGAAAAUUUACGAAGACAAAUUGUACAAAUCGUUUGACCACGGAGUAACGCCUGCCAAAGAGGUUUGGCGUUUGUCAAGUUCUAUUAUGUUCUGUAUCACAGUAAUCACGACAGUUGGUUAUGGACACAUUACUCCGGUGACGACAUGGGGGAGAAUCGCAACGAUUCUAUACGGCUUGGUAGGAAUACCCCUACUCCUACUUGUACUAUCUGAUCUUGGAUACUUAGCAGCAUUGCCAACUAAAUACAUCGUAUACCUAUUGGCUAAAGUCAACCAGGUCCGUAAAGCCAAGAUCCAGCCGAUGUUCGGCAAAUUGAACUUAGGAGUCUAUUCCGUUGAGGUAAACCAAGGUUCUAGCUCCAAAGAAGAAUCGGACAGCUAUAAUGUGAUGAAGAACAGGCCAGAGUCACGAGUCUCGACAGGUGAUUUCGCCCUACCUGAUGUAGCCUCAAAAGGGACUCAAACCAGAUGUGAUAUCGUGGAAACGGACGAAUCACAACCAAUCAAAAAAGUUAAAGUGAAAGAUGCCGAAGUCCCGCUUACUGUCGUUAUAUUCGUGUUCUUUUCGUAUAAUUGCAUUGGCGCCUAUAUAUUUUCCCAAAUGGAAGAGGGCUGGUCAUUUUUUGAUGGCUUUUACUUUGCUUUUAUCACAGUCAGCACCAUUGGAUUUGGUGAUCUUGUCCCAGGCGAAACAAGUGGAAAUAUUAUUGAGGAAAACCUGAAUUUGAUCGUCGGUGCCCUUUAUAUGUUCUUCGGCAUUGCCGUAAUCUCAGCUUGCUUUGCCAUGUCGCAGACAACACUUUACAACUACGGGAUGUACAUUGCAAUCAAACUUCACCUUCGAAAGAAACCAGAAGAAAAAAAGUAGUACUAAUAAUUGUCCUGAAGAGUUUAAGAAAAAUUUACAUACACUGGAAUAGCGUUAAUUAAUUCGAUGUCUACGUGUUCUAACACUUUUAGCUACCGAAUUCGUUUACUCACAAUAAUCAUUCCUAUUAAGUCAAGGUUAAUCUAUAUUAUACUUAUUUUAAAUUAUAUGACAGUAGCAGUUGAAUCGUAUUAUCAAUUCUUAAUAUGCACUCGAUGAAAAACUUAGAUAUGAAUAACAAUAGUAUCUACAACAAUACUCUCUCCAAGUGAAUAUUCUGGGUACAGUAUAUAUUUUAGUAUGUAUGUGUAAAACAUUUAGACUUACGCACCUUUAAUGCAAAAUAUGGUUCAAAAAUACUAAAUAAUUAAAUAUUAGAUUAUGUCAAUCACACGCAUAAUCAUUGGUCUCUUUACUGUUCUCUGCGAGUAGCACUGUUCAAUGCACAUACAAAUAGAGUAAAAUUUAUUUCCUCAAAUGCAAAUUGCAUUUUUAUGGUAUUUAUGCAUUUAUAAAGAUUACCACAAGACGAUUUAAAGUAA